AUGUCUUCUUUUCAUUCAGUUAUUUUCCAUUCAAAACCUUUUCAUUAUUUUUAUCUUUCAUAUUUUUUUCUUCAUUCGGUUAUUAUUUUAUUCCUAUUUAUUCAUUUAUAUGCAUUCCUUCCUUUUCUUUAUUAUUUGAUUCAUUUCUUUCAUUCAAUUCCUUUGACCUUCUUUUGCAUUAAGUCUUUCUUUGUAUUCAUUCAUUUCCUCCAUUUCAUUUAUUCUUUAUUUAGUUUCACCGAAUUCACAAUGGCGAUUUUUAUUGCUGGUAAUACAUUUUUUUUAUUUAUCUAUCUAUCUAUCUAUCUAUCUAUCUAUCUAUCUAUCUAUCCCAUUCGUUGUGGUAGUCAGCCCGUCUUUAUAACCAUUUACCGGAUGACUCGGUCUUCUUCCGAGCUCUUCAUUCAUGACACGGUCGGCGCAGAAAAUACCAAGCAGACCUCUGAAGUAAUUUAUCUCAGCAGCUUGGGUCCACUUUAG
Acanthosepion pharaonis is the source of this 480-nucleotide messenger RNA. The record is from the annotation of a GenBank genome assembly. Lineage: Eukaryota; Metazoa; Mollusca; Cephalopoda; Sepiida; Sepiidae.